Lotus japonicus is the source of this 957-nucleotide messenger RNA. RefSeq lists its product as uncharacterized. Bases 1 to 795 code for a protein of 264 amino acids. The record is from RefSeq and is a predicted model, not a curated record. The transcript has 3 exons. NCBI's taxonomy places the organism in Eukaryota, Viridiplantae, Streptophyta, Magnoliopsida, Fabales, Fabaceae.
AUGGCCAUCGAGUCCUGGUCUCUUUCGAACCACUCCUGUGAGAGCCGGAAACGGAUACCUAAGCCUGUUGCUUCGGCCAGUCAGAAGAGGGCCAAGGGGGUUGGUGUUUCCACCCCUAGUGGGGCUUCUAAGUUGGCAUCUGAUGCUCAAACAGAAGUCGCUGACAAAGAGGGUGGUGGCGGCGCCGCCAUUCAGACUGAUGUUCAUGAGCACUCUACCUCCAAUCCUCCAUCCCGUGAGAAUUCCCCAGCUCCCAUUCCUGCAAAAUCCAAAACUGAAGGUGUCGAGAAACCUCCCAAGGCCGCAUCUUCAGCUAAGAAGACCCCCUCAUCUGAGGGAAGGAGGAAGGUCAGGAGCAAAUCUCGUCAUAAGUCUCCUCGCCGUUCCAGAAGCUCCACCAACUCGAGCCCUUCCAAAGACUCUGCUUGCCAGGUAUCUUUAUACUUUUCAUGUUUUGCUGACUCCUUUAAUAUGCGUUUUACUUUAUCGAAAGGACAUAAAAGGGGUUUUUCUUGCAGGAGACUCAGGGUACAACUUCUCCCAUCCGCGAAGCAGAGCCCCUUCCAGGCAAAGAUGACAGCCCUAUGCCUCCUCCAAAAUCGGCUGCCACUGUGCAACAUUCGCCUCAAAACAAAGGUGGCUCUUCAUCUCAUGUGUCUAGUGAAAAGCUCGACACUUUAUUUGAGGAGGACCCGCUGGCAGCUUUGGAUAGCUUCCUCGAUGGCACCUUGGAAUGGGACUCUCCACCCCGUCAAGUUGAUGCUACUGCUGAGACUGCUCAAUCAAGUGGGGUAGCCAAUUCUCAGCAGAUCGAGGAGAGUAUGGGUCGGCUGAAGGCUAUUGUCUUCGCCAAUGGGUUUCUCGACCAGAUCCAAGCUGAUCCUCAAGCAAGCCAUGCUGCUAAGGAAUUGCUUGUCUUCCUUCUUGGCCAAAAACUCGACGCUCAACAGGCUGCUG